AUGCUUAAAAAUAAUAGAUGGUCUAUUUCAAAAGAAGAAAUAAAAUUUGAAAAAAUAUAUGAGUUAAUGAAUGAAAAGGAUAAACAAUCAAUAAUAAUUAUAGAAGAAAAAAUAAUUAAUUUUCUUUUAUGCUAUUAUAAAAAUUGUGAAGAAUUUACUUUAAAAGAAAUAAAAGAUUUAAAUAAUUUUUUAGGCUUAAUAAUAAAAAAGUUCAUAGAAGAAAAAAAAAUUUCCUUUAUAAAUAUUUUGUUGGUACAUUUUCAAAACAUACCUAGCUCAUUUAUAAAUAUAAAAUUAAAAGACAAUAUAUUUUAUGUAGAAGAAAUAAAAAAAUUUUUUAUAUCAAUAUUGGAAUUGUGUUCAUAUUUAAAGAAGUGUAAAAAUGAUGAUUUAGAAAAAAUCAAUUCUUUAAUUAUAUCAAUAAUAAAUUUUUUAAAUUUAUUCAUAAUAAAUACAUUAAAAUUAAUGGAAUGGAAAUUUUAUGAAAAUUUUUAUACAAAAAUAAUAAUAGAUAGUAGAAUUUUAGAAAUAUUUACUAAUUUAUAUUUUGAUUAUGAAUUUGAAAAAGAAAAAAUCAUCUAUAGUUUAUUUUUAAUAACUGAGUUUAAAGAAUUUGAUGAAGAAAUAUAUAAAUGUGGUAUGCUAAAAUUAUUUAUCAAAUUACUCUCCAGUAAUACAUAUAUCAAUUAUUUAAUGAUACAAAUAAUUAUAAAUGCUGUUGAGAGAAAUAUAAAAAUCAUUAAACUUUUGAUAAAUGAUAAAAUGAAAGUUAUUAACAACAUUUUAGAAAACAUAUAUACAAGAAUAAAAAGAGAAUUAUAUGAUUUUACUUGUAUAAACUUAUUAAAAUUAUUUUCAUAUAUUAUAGAAGGAAAUUGCAUUGAUUUUCUAAUUUUUUUUAAUAAAAAUUUAGGUAUUAGUGAAGUUAAUUUUCUUAAUAAAUUAAAUCAGAUAAUAGAAUAUCUCAGAAGUUUAAUUAACAUUCAUAGUGUAAUGAAUAUUUUAAAAGAAAAAAAUGAAUUAUUUUACGAUUUUCUUUGUAUUUUAUUUUGUGUUUUAAGAAAUUUAAUAGAAUUAAUAACUAACCCCAAUAACAAAAUAAUUUUUAAAUAUGUUAAUAAAAAUUUAAUUGAAAAUAAAAAAAAUGAAAUUAAUGCAGAGGAAGACAAAAAGAUGUUACAUUUAUUAUGUUUUGAUAUCAUUAAUAGUAUGAAUAGAAAUUCCUUGAAUAACAUAGUGGAUUACACGAUACUCUUUGAAAAAAUAAUAAAAGAAACACAUAAAAUGAAUGAUAAAAAUAUUCAUAAUAAUUAUCUAUAUGUAAAAUAUUUCGAAUCUUUAUUUUACAUUAGUUUUAAUAAUGAAAUUGUAUCUAAAGAAACAUUAAAAGAAAGUUUUAUUAUAAAUAUAGAAAAUAAUUUUUAUAAAAUAAAUAAGAAUAUCGAAUGUGAAAAUGUACAAAUGAGAGAAGUAUAUAAUUUAUUAAAACUAUAUUAUUUUGGAAUUAUAAAUAUUUUUGUAAAAAAUAACUUAAAAUCAGAAAUUAUUCUACCUUUUAUUAAUUAUAUUAUUUCAGAAGAACUAAAGAGAAAAAUUUUUCUAUUGCAAAAUGAGUUAUAUUAUAUGGUUUUUUUACAAUUUUUAAAUAUGAUUAUAAUAAAUAAUUUAUAUGAAUUUAGAAAAUUUAUUGAAAAUAAUUUAUUGGAAGACUUGCUAAAAAUAUUUAAAAAGAGCAGUUUCCAUUUUAAAAAUAUGAUAUUAAAAAUUUUAUUGCAAUGGAUAGAAAAAAAAGUCAUUUUAGAAGAAAUAACAAAUUAUAUAAAGAAAAAUAAAAUGAUAUUUCACAUUUUAUUGGAGUUUUGGAAAGAAAUACAAAAUAGGAUUAAUGAAAUUAUAAAUCCAAAUUUAGAAGUCAAUAAAUUUAAUGAUAUUAGAUUCAUAAUACAUUAUAUACUUAAAAGACUUACAAAUAAUUUUACAAUAAAUCUAAAUUAUUUUUUAAAAAAUGGAGAAUUUUCAUAUGAUUUCAGAUGCAUAAUGAUUUUUGAAGAAAAAUCUGUGCUAGAUAUAUAUAACUCAAUAAAGGAGCAAAUUUUAACUAAAGAGUUAUUUAUUUUGGAAAGUGAUAUACUCAUUUUGGAUGAUAAAAUUAAAAAAUGUAGAGAAAAAAUAGAAAAAAUUGAAAACAAUUUUCAUAUUAUAUUAGAUUUAAAUAAGAAAAAAAAUAGAAAUGAUUUAGAAAAUUUUUAUAGUUACAUAAGAAAACAACAUAAACAAGUUUAA
Plasmodium relictum is the source of this 2283-nucleotide messenger RNA. RefSeq names its product conserved Plasmodium protein, unknown function. NCBI's taxonomy places the organism in Eukaryota, Apicomplexa, Aconoidasida, Haemosporida, Plasmodiidae. The record is from RefSeq and is a predicted model, not a curated record. Bases 1 to 2283 code for a protein of 760 amino acids. The transcript has 6 exons.